UUCGUCCUGCAGCCUCCUGUAGACACGACACAUUCUGAUUCUACGCGAUGUUGCGCCUUCGCUUCGUUGUCCUUCUCGCUGCCUGCGUCGUGGCAGCCAUGGCGAGCCACAAGUGCUCUCGUUACUGCCAGACUCCGGGGAAGACUCACGUGUGCUGUGAUCCCCCGCCUCCCCCCCGCUGCCCCAACCCGCUCCGUGCUACGACUUCUUCGAGUUCAUCUACUGCUACCACGAUGACCAGUGUCCACCGGGCCAGAAAUGCUGCACAGACGGCUGUUCCCAAAGGAAAAUUUGUGUGCCCGUCUGAGUCAUGCCCCAGCGUGUGCAUGGCGCAUGACACGAACUCUGAACCGACUGUUGAAGAACUGCGUGCAUGA
Molecule: messenger RNA, 377 nt
Organism: Penaeus vannamei (Pacific white shrimp)
Lineage: Eukaryota; Metazoa; Arthropoda; Malacostraca; Decapoda; Penaeidae
Source: RefSeq, a predicted model, not a curated record